Chenopodium quinoa (quinoa) is the source of this 1663-nucleotide messenger RNA. Its product is annotated as nodulation protein H-like. NCBI's taxonomy places the organism in Eukaryota, Viridiplantae, Streptophyta, Magnoliopsida, Caryophyllales, Amaranthaceae. The record is from RefSeq and is a predicted model, not a curated record. Gene Ontology annotation, molecular function: sulfotransferase activity. The transcript is spliced from 7 exons. Bases 265 to 1284 code for a protein of 339 amino acids.
AAAGUAAAAAACCCAAAUUUCCUUGAAAAAAGCGGGGUGGUGGUGGAGGGGUCAGCAGACUCAGGACUCUGCUGCACUCUUAAAGAAAAAAAAAAAAAAAAUGCCAGAACUUUCUUCCCGUUAAUCUCUUCUCUACUUCGUUUCAGCUUUAACUUAACCAUCAUUAACUCUCUUAAUCUUUCAUUAUUAUUAAAAGGUUUAAAACAAUUUGAAAUCUGGGUUUGUUUCAUACCAUUCCCUUUUUUUAUUUUUUGUUGGAGAAAAAUGGUGGGAGAUUUGCGUUCUUUCUAUAAGGAUACUUUUGUUCUUAGGCCUCCAAAGAUGUCUUCUCUGAUAGUAAGAAUGAUAAUGCUAGUGAUUGUUACAGUAUGUGGAGUUUAUAUAUGUUCAGUCUGUCUGAAGCAGAUAAACACCCAAACCAAGUCUAGUAUUGAAGUUAUUGAGAGACUGAGAAUAAGUUGUGAGGCCAACCAUUUGGAUUAUCCAUAUCUGCAUUACCCACAGCCUGAAACCUUUAGCAGGGCUGAAUGUUCCGGAAAUCCGGUCCGGUUCUUUGUGAUUGUAACAAUGCAGAGAUCAGGGAGUGGAUGGUUUGAGACGUUGUUAAAUAGUCACAUGAAUGUCACUUCCAAUGGUGAGAUAUUCUCUAAUAAGGAAAGGAGAGACAAUAUCUCCUCUAUUAUUCGGACUCUUGAUAAGGUUUACAAUUUGGAUUGGUUCAAUAGUGCUUCCAAGAAUGAAUGCUCAGCUGCUGUUGGCUUCAAGUGGAUGUUAAAUCAGGGGCUGAUGGAUUAUCCAGAAGAGAUAGUUGAAUAUUUCAACAGAAGAGGUGUGUCUGCUGUAUUUCUCUUCCGAAGAAAUCUACUGCGCCGGUAUAUUUCAGUACUUGCAAAUUCCUUUGACCGCUACGCUAAGAUAUUAAACGGAACCCACAAGUCUCAUGUGCAUUCUCCAGAAGAGGCUGAGACUCUUUCAAAAUACAAGCCUCUCAUCAAUUCAACAUCACUAUUAUCUGCUCUGAAGGAAGCAGAGUUCACAAUGGCCCAGGCUUUAGCCAACUUCAACAGCACUAGGCAUAUUAUUCUAUAUUAUGAAGAUCUUAUCAAGAACCACACUAAACUGGUGGACGUUCAGGACUUUCUUGGGAUACCACAUAUGAACCUAACUAGCCGGCAAGUAAAGAUACACAAAGGUCAUCUGAGAGAGCAUAUCAAGAAUUGGGAUGAUGUCAAUAAGACCCUCAAUGGAACAGCUUAUGCGAAGUUCCUUCAACUUGACUAUUGAACAGUUGUUAUCAGCUAACAAGUGAUACGGUGUAUAUAAUGCUGAUUUAUAAAGUGAGCCCGGAAGCUGAGACCGAAGGCAUGAAGCUUCCUUGUUGAUUGGAAUGUCCAACUUAAUGUAACCACUUAAGUACUCUUUUGAUCACCUCCCGUUUCUGUUGUCCAUUAUAGUGUAGAAAUGUUCACAACAGUGAUGUAAAGCCCCUUGUAUUUUAAUUAUGUAGUUAGGAUUAUAGUAUCAUGCAAGUAUUCUGAAAUUUUGAUCACAUAAUUCAUAGGUUUUUACUGUGAAAAUCAGAAUGUAAUUUAGAGGGAAAGGAUCCCAAAGCUUGGAUGAAUUGUAUAAACUUCUGUUGUAGUCUUGUAGACAAUUCCAUAAA